Strongylus vulgaris is the source of this 207-nucleotide messenger RNA. NCBI's taxonomy places the organism in Eukaryota, Metazoa, Nematoda, Chromadorea, Rhabditida, Strongylidae. The record is from the annotation of a GenBank genome assembly.
AGUCUCUCUGAUAGCGCAUUUGUCGACUGGGAUUUCGGUCGUAUUCUUCCGCGAGCUGGUGUCGAUGGUCAACUCUUCUCUAUGAUGUCUAUCUCUGGAAUGACUAUUUUCGUCAGCGAUGAUUUCUGCUCACGUCGAGUGCAAAUCGCGCGUGGCUCCUCUCGUGUUGCUUUCAACCUGAUCAGAGAAGAAGCAUUCACAUCUUGA